AAUCACUCGUAGAGGGAAAAAUCCCAGUAAAAGCAUUAAUAGAUACAUCGUCGAAGUUUAAUACUAUUAGCAAAAGCUUGUUCGAUAGGCUUGGAACGGAUCAUGGAAUAAGACCAACUUGUGAUCCGGUUAAAAACCUCUAUAAAGAUGUAAUAGGUGAAAUAAAUUGCUUAGAUUUACAAUUCCAAUAUAAAGGAACAUACCAUAGCUUGGAUAACACUGAUGUAAUAAACUUUGAGAUUCGUAAGAAUCCAACAUUUGAUCUGGUAUUGGGUCAGGGUUGGUUAUGGGCGCACGAAGUAAAGAUGUGUUUUAAUCCGAAUGCUAAAAUUGUAAUAGAUGGUAUGAGUAUUCCGUUAAUCGAUGAAGAUUUUAACAAAGUCAGCUCUAGUAAAAAUAACUCAUCUAAAUCAACGAAAUCUAAACCUGGUCUAGCUCAAGAGGAGGUUAUGAAUAUAAUCAACAAAAUUCUCUCAGGUGCCCAAGAUAUUAAACACCAAAAGAGCCAUCGCGGAAUAUUUCACAAUAUACCUCCCGCACCUCCAACACCCAGAAUAUUAAAUGACGAUGUUUCCAAAAAUAGCGGAGCUAGCAAUAUUAAGAAAUAUCCUAAAAUAGAUUUAGGUGAUGGGGGUGGAAAUCUUUCAAUCAAAACGCACCUCAAUAAUAUUUGGAAGUCGGUUCAUUCUAUAGAAAAUGAUAUAGAGUAUGGA
Acaulospora colombiana is the source of this 713-nucleotide messenger RNA. The record is from the annotation of a GenBank genome assembly. Lineage: Eukaryota; Fungi; Glomeromycota; Glomeromycetes; Diversisporales; Acaulosporaceae.